GGUACAGCAUGGCGCAGAGUGCAGGCGACUGGUGUCUGAUAGAAAGCGAUCCUGGUGUUUUCACUGAAUUAAUUCGAGGUUUCGGCUGUAAAGGUGUUCAGGUAGAAGAACUAUGGAGUUUAGAUCCAGAAAACUUUGCUAACCUCAAGCCUGUUCAUGGGUUGAUAUUUCUAUUUAAAUGGGUUCCAGACAAGGAACCGGACGGUUCUCUAGUGGCUGAUAGCAGACUUGAUAAAAUCUUCUUUGCUAAACAGGUUAUCAACAAUGCCUGUGCCACUCAAGCUAUAAUUAGUAUCUUAUUAAACUGUUCACACCAAGAUGUCGAGCUUGGAGAAACACUGAAGUCUUUUAAAGAAUUCUCACAAAGUUUUGAUCCUGCGCUUCGAGGCUUAAGUUUAAGCAACUCAGAUGUUAUUAAACAGGUCCACAAUAGUUUUGCCAGACAACAGAUGUUUGAGUUUGAUGAGAAACAAGCCAAGAAAGAUGAUGAUGUCUUUCAUUUUGUGGGUUAUUUGCCCAUAGAUAAUAGGCUGUAUGAGCUGGACGGUCUGAAAGAUGGACCAGUAGAUUUAGGUGCAAUCCCCUCCGAAACAGAUUGGUUAGAUGUAGUUAGACCAGUUAUAGAAAAAAGAAUGCAGAAAUAUAGUAACGAUGAAAUACAUUUUAAUUUAAUGGCCGUGGUUUCUGAUAAGAAGAUGUCGUAUGAAAAAAAAAUGGCAGAGUUAUCAAAACAAGCAGAGUCCAGUGGAAUGAUGACUGAUAAUGUACAAUCAGAGAUAACAAAAUUAAAAAUGUUAAUAGCUGAAGAAGAAGACAAAAUGAAUCGAUAUAAGAAAGAAAAUAUACGAAGGCGACACAAUUAUCUACCUUUUAUCAUGGAGUUAUUAAAAAUCUUGGCCAAAGAACAAGAGUUACUGCCCCUCAUACAAAAAGCACGAGAUAUUGCCAAUCAGAAGAAGAAAGAAAGGGAGAAAACUCAAGAUAAGAAUUAG
Messenger RNA from Lottia gigantea (owl limpet), 992 nucleotides. RefSeq lists its product as hypothetical. Gene Ontology annotation, molecular function: cysteine-type deubiquitinase activity. Gene Ontology annotation, biological process: protein deubiquitination; ubiquitin-dependent protein catabolic process. The coding region runs from base 9 to 992 and encodes 327 amino acids. The record is from RefSeq and is a predicted model, not a curated record. Gene Ontology annotation, cellular component: cytoplasm. Lineage: Eukaryota; Metazoa; Mollusca; Gastropoda; Lottiidae. The transcript has 11 exons.